Mercenaria mercenaria is the source of this 1400-nucleotide messenger RNA. RefSeq lists its product as uncharacterized. Bases 54 to 971 code for a protein of 305 amino acids. The record is from RefSeq and is a predicted model, not a curated record. The transcript has 2 exons. Gene Ontology annotation, molecular function: protein binding. NCBI's taxonomy places the organism in Eukaryota, Metazoa, Mollusca, Bivalvia, Venerida, Veneridae.
UUUUUCAACCAUACCUUAAUGAUAAAUAAAAAUUAAAUUUCACGUUUUAAUGAAUGGUGGAAUUAACGUUACGCCUAAAUUCUUUAACAUAUUUAACGUUUAAUAACCAAUCCGCAUGCGUCGUAAACAUACACAUACCUAUAUAUACUGUAGAAAUAGUCGAUCUGGUCGUAUUUUAUACAACAUACACUUUUAGCGCUUCAGUUGAUAUCUCCACGGCGUUAAGUAUGGGAGAAAUACUGCUUUUUACUUAUGUUAUACUGAUGGUAGGUUUCUAUACAUCGGCAGGAAUUCCAAUUAAUAGUAUACACUCGGACAAUAGAAAUUUGAAAUAUAAACAAUUAACUGCAAACUAUGGAGAAGAAAUUAUUGCACUGAAAAAUGAAAUGGUUUCAUUGCGACAGAGAGUAGCAAAACUUGAAAGGGAAGUUAACAGUUCCAGAAAUGGAGAAAUAACAACUAAAGAAAACGUUAAUGGAAUAAAGGAAAUCGGUCAUAUCCUAAAUAAGAGAGCGGUUAGAAGAAGAAGAAUUCGAAGACCUGAGGUAGCAUUUCAAGCAUCGUUAACGACAGAAUCUGCAACAUUUAAUUUGUUCGAUACAAUAAUUUUCAACAACGUGAUCACAAAUAUCAAUAGGGCAUACAACAAACAUACUGGCGUGUUUACUGCUCCUGUAUCCGGAACUUACACCUUUAGCACUAAUAUUGUAGCAGAGAAAGGGCAUUAUAUUGAAGCUAGUAUUAAAGUCAAUGAAAGGGUAACUGUUUCGGCAAUAAGUGAUCAUAGAAUCCCGCGGAAUGGAGAAUAUUUUACAACAUGGGAUCAAGGAAAUGCUGUAGCCAUUUUAAGCCUGAACAGAGGGGACAAGGUUUCAGUGUCUGUACAAUGGCCACAGGGAAGCCAUGUUAUACAUGGUGUUGGAAAAUCUAGUUUCUCUGGAUAUCUUUUAAGAUCACAUGAACAUCGCUGAGGCAACAGAUCUAAACUGAAAUUUGAAGAAACUUGGAAAAUUGCAAUAUAGAUGGAACUGAUAAUAAUCUAAUUCAAAAGUGCUUAGAGGUUUGUUAAACACUGCUACUGUGCAGUAUUGCAAAAAGUGUUUAUAACAUCCGAUCACUUUAUAAAGCGACUACAAAACAUUAGCACUCCAUGGACUUGGUUUCAUCGACGGUUGAAAUUCUUAAAUUCCAAACGUCCCUGAUCAACAUGUAUUAUGAUGCAUGAUUAUUCUCUUGGCUGAAAUCAGUAAUCUAUUAACUCAUUUGUAAACGUUUUUGAUUAGUUAUAUUUAUUGUGUUAGUUUCUUUAUCCCACCUCACUUUUUUAAUAUCGGUAUUUAUAUAAAAUUCCUAUACGCAUUUGUUAAUAAUAUUGUUAUUAAAUAAAAAGUUAUUUCAUU